Molecule: messenger RNA, 2102 nt
Organism: Exophiala mesophila
Lineage: Eukaryota; Fungi; Ascomycota; Eurotiomycetes; Chaetothyriales; Herpotrichiellaceae
Exons: 1
Coding region: 627-1913 (428 amino acids)
Biological process (GO): fungal-type cell wall polysaccharide metabolic process
Cellular component (GO): fungal-type cell wall
Source: RefSeq, a predicted model, not a curated record
CGACCAUCCGCCUUCGCCAAUGCCAGCCUUCUGCAAGGCACAGCCGGAUUCCAUCACGGUUCGUCUUUGGUCUUGACCGGUCUUUUACACCAAUGUCUACUAGCAGCCUCCAGUCUGGCCCCGUAUUCAUGUGGAAAGUUCGGGUCUUGACUGACCAAAGCCAAGGGGAUCCACCUCUCUGGUCCCAGGACAACCCCGGCCACAUAGCCCUCGGCUUUGAAACGUGCCAGGCCAUCUCCUGUUCUGCUUGUCCACCAGCUCCAUCCACUCCCUUGGAUAGACAAGCUAUAUUUCGUUGCAAGAUGCUGUUUCAAUUCUCUCUCCUUCUCUCCUCUCCUGCUCAAUCAUUCCCUGUUGCGUCUACUUGACACGUUUUGUGCGACACAUAGCACCUCCGUCCUUCUUUCUCAAACUCCUGCUAGGCUUGCCUCAGGUCUAUUCUUGCAAUUCUGCACCCACUAGAGCUACGCUCGUGGUCACUCAUUCGCCAACCAGGUCAUUCAUUCAUUGAAUCCCUAUACAAAGUCCCCUGGAGGGUUCCUCAUUCUCCAACUACCGCAACAUAGUUCCCUCGAACUAUCCACCGCUUACCUGCAUAACGAGUACUUGUACCCCUUGCAGGCAAUAUGGUUUCCAACAUCAUCCCCGUCUUGGCAUUCGCCUCUAUUGUGCUGGCACACCCUCACCCACACGCUGACAAGCAUCGCCCAUGGCGAUACUAUGGCUCCGGAAACAAGCCCAGUCGACCAGAUGGAGUUGCUGCUCCCACUGGAUUUUCCGCUCCUCCUACAAACGACUCCAGUCCGAUCAACAUCGCUGGAGCUCCUAUCGACCCACCUUCCGGAACCAACGACGAUCUUCAAACCGUCACAAUCGUUCCCGUAUCCGAUGAGUCAGCAGAGCCCGCUAGCAGUGGCAUUGAGCAAAUCCUUUCACAGAGCUCUGCUGUCGAUCUUGAUGCCACCGGUUCAUUGACGGCUGCCGCGUUCUUCGGUCGACCAACUGGAAAUGGUCGUCGAAGCACUUAUGCUUGGGGAGGCGACGAGGGAGUUCCCUCUGCUUCCGACCCAGCUGCCGUGCCAACCACCUUCCAGACUGCCGUCUACACCGAGCCCACCGCAGCCUAUGGCAGCGAUUCUCCAGCAGCAACCUCUGCAUCCAGCCCAGCCGAAAGCUAUACUCCCAGCACUGGAGGUAGCGGUGGCUCGACCAGUGGUAAGAAGGGUCUCUCCUAUAACAACCCAUCUCUCACGAACGCCUUCGCCGGAAAGGGCAUCAGCUGGGCCUACAAUUGGGGCUCGAGACCUGAUGGUACUAUCCUCUCUGGAGCCGAGUUUGUUCCCAUGCUCUGGGGAAACAAGCAAGACUUUAUUAGUUCUUGGGCUGGCGCUGUUUCCACCGCCAUUUCCAACGGUGCCAGACAUGCCCUCUCCUUCAACGAACCCGAUCUCGGUGAGCAGGCCAACAUGGAUGCAGCGACCGCUGCCCGUCUUCAUAUUGAAAACAUGAACCCUCUGGCAGGGCAAGUGGCCAUUGGAUCACCGGCCGUUACUAACGGCCCAGCUCCAAUGGGUAUCGCUUACCUGAACCAGUUCUUUAGCGCUUGUGCAGGAAACUGCAAGGUCGACUUCGUUGCAUUCCACUGGUACGAUUCCGCCAGCAGUAUUUCAUAUUUCAAACAGCACGUUCAGGACGUCAUCAAUAUGGCUGCCGAACAUGGUAUCGGCAAGGUAUGGCUUACCGAGUUCGGUGCUUCUGGCUCAGAUUCCGAUGUCGCCAACUUCAUCUCAGAGGCUGUCGCCUUCCUCGACUCUACCCCAGCGGUGGAGAGGUAUGCUUACUUCAUGGUGAGCGAAGGCCUCCUGGUCAACGGUGGCUCGCUCUCAUCUUUGGGCGCCGCUUACGCUGCAUAAACUCAUGGCUAUGAACAUGCAGUUGAUGUUGGAGUAUUUUGUCCAUCUUGAUGCUGUGCGCAUAUAUUGGAAAAUUUACAAGAUAUUAUAUGAAAGCAAUCUGAUUGAUGAAUGAAUUGGAUGUCACUGGUCAGCAGUCCAGAAGCUACAUUUGGAAUAUUUUGAAUAGAUUUACGUGGAAAUGAAAAC